AACCAGUCUUGUUUUCUCUUUAUUUAUUCUUCCUUCAUUUUUUUUUCUUUUAUCAAAAAAUGGCUGGUGAAAAAAAAGAAAUAGACAAUAUGUCAAACUAUUCUCACAAGGAAGAAACCAAGAUAGAAACCUUGACUGAUGAAAAUGACAGAAUCACUGUCAGUUCAUUAGAAAGUCAAGAACAGCCUCAAUUGAAAAGAUCCCUUAAAUCUCGUCACUUGGCUAUGAUUUCCCUUGGUGGUGUCAUUGGUCAAGGUCUUUUCCUUUCUUCUGGUGCCAAUUUAAACCAUGCUGGUCCUGCUGGUGCUCUUAUAGCUUAUGCAAUCAUUGGUUUUAUUGUCUUCUGGGUCACUUUCUCUUUAGGUGAAAUGGCCACUUAUAUUCCUGUCUCAGGUUCAUUCACCGUCUUCUGUCGUCGCUUUGUCGAUACUUCCUUUGGUACAACAAUUGGCUAUAACUACUGGGCUUGUUGGGCUAUUAUUGUUGCUAGUGAACUUACUGCUUUACCUCUUAUCAUGGAAUUUUGGACUACAAAAGUUCCCAGUUGGGCCUGGUCUGGUAUCUGGCUUGUCUUGAUUUUCCUUCUCAAUAUGUUUGGUGCUCGUAGUUAUGCUGAAGCCGAAUACUGGUUCAGUGUGAUCAAAAUUUUAGCUGUCCUUGUCUUUAUCAUUGUAGGCUGCAUUACAAGUGGUGGUCUUAUUGGUAACACAACUCCUCACGAAGUCUAUGGUUUCAAAUACUGGAGUAACCCUGGAGCCUUCUCUAACGGUGCUCUUGGUGUCUUGAAUGCUUUUGUCUUAGCCUCUUUUAGUAUGCAAGGUACAGAAAUCGUUGGUAUCACAGCUGGUGAAUGUGAAAACCCAUUGAAGCAAGUUCCCCGUGCCAUCAGAAACGUAUUCUGGCGUAUUAUUAUUUUCUACUUGGGUUCAGUUUUUGUGAUGGGUAUGUUGAUUCCUUGGAAUGAUCCCCGUAACUUGUCCGGCUCUGGCAGUGUCACUGUCUCUCCUUUCACUAUUGUGUUCGAAUUGGCUGGUUUAUCAAGUGUUGCUCACAUCAUGAAUGCUGUCAUUUUGAUUACUGUCCUUUCUUGUGCCAACAGUGGUAUGUACGUCAGUUCCCGUAUGUUGUGCGCCCUUUCCAAUGAAGGUAUUGCUCACCGCAAAUUAUCUUACAUUUCCAAGCGUGGUGUCCCUAUUUAUUCCUUGAUCUGUACUACCCUUGUCUGUCUAAUAACUUUUGCUACUUCAUUUAUUCCCGGAAAAGCUCUUUUCCUUGUCUUGACCAACCUCUCCGGUGUCGCUGGUUUCGUUACUUGGGGUGGUAUUUGUUUUGCUCACUAUCGUUUCCGUAAGGCACUCAAGCACCAAGGUCGUCUUACUUCUGAUUUACCGAUCACCACUCCUUUCCAUCCCUUUGGUGAUAUCUUUGGCAUGGUUGCCUGUACUGUAAUUGCCUUGAUUGCUGGUUACUCUUACUUUGUUCCUGCUGAUGCCGUUGGUUUGAUCGGUAACUAUGGUGGUCUUAUUGUCUGCGCCAUUUUAUACAUCACUCUUAAGCUUUGGACCAAGUCUAAGAUGAUCCCUAUUGAUCAAAUUGAUUUGGAUACUGGAAGAGCCGAUUUCUCUAAUAUCAAAGAAGACAGUGAAAGCGAGAUCACUGGUCCUUGGUACAAGCGUAUCUUUAAGCGUAUUGUGAAUAUCUUAACUUAGUUCUUUCUUUUUUUUUUAUAAUUAUUUGUAAUAUUAAUCUCUCUUUUAACAUAUAACUUAUUUUAUCCGUUAUACAAUUAAUUCCCCUUUUCUUUUAAAAUAAAUCAUGAAAUAUUUGAACAAACA
Messenger RNA from Gilbertella persicaria, 1835 nucleotides. Its product is annotated as amino acid permease/ SLC12A domain-containing protein. Gene Ontology annotation, biological process: amino acid transmembrane transport. Gene Ontology annotation, cellular component: membrane. The coding region runs from base 60 to 1709 and encodes 549 amino acids. The record is from RefSeq and is a predicted model, not a curated record. Gene Ontology annotation, molecular function: amino acid transmembrane transporter activity. NCBI's taxonomy places the organism in Eukaryota, Fungi, Mucoromycota, Mucoromycetes, Mucorales, Choanephoraceae. The transcript has 10 exons.